Molecule: messenger RNA, 687 nt
Organism: Eurytemora carolleeae
Lineage: Eukaryota; Metazoa; Arthropoda; Copepoda; Calanoida; Temoridae
Exons: 5
Coding region: 16-363 (115 amino acids)
Molecular function (GO): protein binding
Source: RefSeq, a predicted model, not a curated record
AUAAAGUAGAUACAGAUGGUUUACUGUUUAGCUGUUCAGUUCAGUUUAGACUUUCAACAUGGCAACACUUCGUUUCCUUCUGGAUUUCUCCUCUCUCUAGUAGAUGCCGGGGUUCAUAGGGAACGAAGACAAGUAACCCUGGAUGAGAGCCUGCAUGAUCCCUGCCAAGUACCCUGUACAAGAGCUCUAUUUCCUGUACGCGGCAUUCAAGGAGGAAACACCGCGCUUUUCCCAAAUAAAUGCGAGUUCAUGAAUGCUCAAUGCAGAUCAAACAGGGCCAGGUCUGCUCCAUUGUUACUGGCGGAAGAUCAAACAAAUAUAGUUUGGCCAUCAACAAUUGGAAACAUAGGAUCUGGACUCUAAUUCAGAGAAGACGAUAUUAAGAAACAAUCAAGAAGACAUAUAGAAACAAUCAAGACGACAUAUAGAAACAAUCAAGACGACAUUUAGGGAAAAUCAGUCAGAGAAAAUCGUUGUACAAAAAUGUACAGUUCUGUCUAAAAAUUGUUAAAUUUCAGAUUUAAACGACAACAAUUUAAUGAAGAAUUUUCUGUAAUGCAGAGGAAAGUUUUUCCAACUUCUUCACAUUUCACCAAUUGUAAAUAACAAACCAAAUAUUCGUGUGUAAAUAUGUAAACAAAUUGUCAUUUUAAUUUAAUCACUAGAAAUAUAAUUUUGAUAAAACAA